CGAGAUACUCAUCUUAUUUUGUUUCUGGACCUGUACCUUACCUUAAUUGUCUCCGAACCUUACCGGCUCCCUCCAUUUACGGAAAAUCUUAAUUGUGCCGGAAAUUAGAUGAAGACGACCGACGUGACGAACAAGGCCGAUAAUCACGCACUGGAAGCAUUUCUAGCAAGACCGGAUCCAUUUAGUGGACAACCCGAGGAAAACCCAUGGUCCUGGCUACAUGCCAUCGAACGCAUUAGAAGGGGCUUGAAUACUCCCGAUCAUCAGAUUUUGCUGGUCGCAGGGUCGUUGUUGAGAGGACCUGCUGGCUCUUGGUGGGACGCGAACGAAGAUUUUACCACUACAUGGGACGAAUUCAAGGAUAAAUUUCGCCGGCAAUUUGCAAGCCAAGAUCUACAUGCCGAAUGGUGGCGGCAACUUCGUGAGAAGAAACAAACGGGAAUCAGCAUUUCUGAGCUGGCUACUUUUCAGCAAGAGCUAUUCCAAAGGUUAGAUUUACGUGAUGAACAUAGAAAGGUGGAGAUUUUUUGCGCUGCCUUGGAUACGGAAUUGGGCCUCCUGGUGGAUCGCGCCUCACCCAAUACCUAUCAAGCAGCGGUCACCUUGGCAAGAAGAGAGGAAGGCCUUCACAUUAAAUAUGGUAGGCAAGCGAUGCCCAAGAAUCUGGAGGUUAACCUUUCGAAACCAAGAAGAAGUGCUUAUGCCGAACCAAAUUUCACCGACACCAUGGAUGCUUUAACUAACGAGUUCAAGGCCUUGCGAGUUCACAUGAUUGAACAGAGUCGACAAGUGGCGGAGCGUCUUGCGUUGGAUAAAGAAGCCGUCAAGCAAUUACAAGAAGGUUUACGAUUCCUUCAUGGAAGGAAGCCCCGCAAUGCUCGAGACAAGGGGAAGGCGAAGCACGACCCCAUGGUGGUCAAUUUGGCGCGACCUGCAAGCGAAUCCGACGAAUCAGGUUAUUCGGAUGGCUCUGAAGAUACCGAAAGUGAAAGUGAAACCGAAACCGAGAGUAAAAGUGAAGAAUCCGAUAUUGGUUACCCCUACGACUACAAACGAAUGGACAAGAGCACGCCACUGAUGGUGGAUGUGAUGGUGAAGGGUCACCGCGUGCAAGCUGUUGUGGACACUGGCGCUAGUGUAUCAGUGAUCUCGAAACCAUUGGCGAAACGACUAGGGUUACCUUUCAACCAUGAUAGGAUGGCUAUCCAGAUGUUAGACGAAACGAGUUCGGGUGCCACGCGAAUGUGUCCAAACGUACCUGUAGUUAUCCAAGGAAAGCGACGUCCAGAGCAUUGCACAGUUCAGGAUCGACCCUCCGAUCUACUCAUCUUGGGUAUGCCCUGGCUGGAAGUAUACGGCGUGAAGGUGGACCCUGGGGAAAGCAAGAUCUGGUUGCCAACCAAGAAGGGCUCACAAACGGUCACAACCAUUCAAUAG
Radiomyces spectabilis is the source of this 1437-nucleotide messenger RNA. RefSeq lists its product as uncharacterized. The record is from RefSeq and is a predicted model, not a curated record. The coding region runs from base 109 to 1437 and encodes 442 amino acids. Lineage: Eukaryota; Fungi; Mucoromycota; Mucoromycetes; Mucorales; Radiomycetaceae. Gene Ontology annotation, molecular function: aspartic-type endopeptidase activity. Gene Ontology annotation, biological process: proteolysis. The transcript has 4 exons.